This is a messenger RNA of Saimiri boliviensis boliviensis (Bolivian squirrel monkey), 1732 nucleotides long. RefSeq names its product vasoactive intestinal peptide receptor 2 (gene VIPR2). NCBI's taxonomy places the organism in Eukaryota, Metazoa, Chordata, Mammalia, Primates, Cebidae. The record is from RefSeq and is a predicted model, not a curated record. Gene Ontology annotation, molecular function: G protein-coupled peptide receptor activity; peptide hormone binding; vasoactive intestinal polypeptide receptor activity. Gene Ontology annotation, cellular component: plasma membrane. Gene Ontology annotation, biological process: cell surface receptor signaling pathway; adenylate cyclase-modulating G protein-coupled receptor signaling pathway.
CUCCAGCGCCGGGUGAGGGGCGGCCCACGCGCUCGGGACUCCCCGCUGCAGCUGCGGAACGCGCGCGGGCUUCGGCGGCCGGAUCCUGGGGUGCUGGGGGCCGCGGUCUCCGCGGACUCGGGGCCAGCCCAUCCUGGAGGCGGCGGAGCCGCGGGGACUCCGGACGGAGGCGGCCGGCGCUGGGUGACCCCGACAAGCUGAGCUCGGGAUGCGGGCGCUGCUGCCGCCCGCGCUGCUGACCUGCUGGCUGCUCGCCCCCGUGAACAGCAUUCACCCAGAAUGCCGAUUUCAUCUGGAAAUACAGGAGGAAGAAACAAAAUGUGCAGAGCUUCUGAGGUCUCAAACAGAAAAAUCCAAAGCCUGCAGUGGCGUCUGGGACAACAUCACUUGCUGGCGGCCUGCCAAUGUGGGAGAGACAGUCACGGUGCCCUGCCCAAAAGUCUUCAGCAAUUUUUACAGCAAAGCAGGAAACAUAAGCAAAAACUGUACGAGUGAUGGGUGGUCGGAGACUUUCCCGGAUUUCAUAGAUGCCUGUGGCUACAGCGACCCGGAGGAUGAGGGCAAGAUCACGUUUUAUAUUCUGGUGAAGGCCAUUUACACCCUGGGCUACAGUGUCUCUCUGAUGUCCCUUGCAACAGGAAGCAUAAUUCUGUGCCUCUUCAGGAAGCUGCACUGCACCAGGAACUACAUCCACCUGAACCUGUUCCUGUCCUUCAUCCUGAGAGCCAUCUCAGUGCUGGUCAAGGACGACGUACUCUACUCCAGCUCGGGCACAUUGCACUGCCCCGACCAGCCGUCCUCCUGGGUGGGCUGCAAGCUGAGCCUGGUCUUCCUGCAGUACUGCAUCAUGGCCAACUUCUUCUGGCUGCUGGUGGAGGGGCUCUACCUCCACACCCUCCUGGUGGCGAUGCUCCCCCCAGGAAGGUGCUUCCUGGCCUACCUCCUGAUUGGAUGGGGCCUCCCCACCGUCUGCAUCGGGGCGUGGACUGUGGCCAGGCUCUACUUAGAAGACACCGGUUGCUGGGAUACGAACGACCACAGCGUGCCCUGGUGGGUCAUACGCAUACCGAUUUUAAUCUCCAUCAUUGUCAAUUUUGUCCUUUUCAUCAGUAUCAUAAGAAUUUUGCUGCAGAAGUUAACGUCACCAGAUGUCAGCGGCAAUGACCAGUCACAGUACAAGAGGCUGGCCAAGUCCACGCUCCUGCUCAUCCCACUGUUUGGCGUCCACUACAUGGUGUUUGCCGUGUUUCCCAUCAGCAUCUCCUCCAAAUACCAGAUUCUGUUUGAACUGUGCCUUGGGUCGUUCCAGGGCCUGGUGGUGGCUGUCCUCUACUGUUUCCUGAACAGUGAGGUGCAGUGCGAGCUGAAGCGAAAAUGGCGCAGCCAGUGCCCGACCCCGUCCUCCAGCCGGGAUUACAGGGUCUGUGGCUCUUCCAUCUCCCGCAACGGCUCGGAGGGCGCCUUGCGGUUCCACCGAGGCUCCCACACCCAGUCCUUCCUGCAGACGGAGACCUCUGUCAUCUAGCCCAGAGCCCCUCCUGUCGGGCGCAGCGGGAGCCCAAGGUCCCGGGGCUGAGGCAAGGCUGACGCGGGCUUCCCCCUUCCAGAAGCCCGGGCACCCUGUCGGGCAGGUCAGCCCAGUCCUCAUGCAGUCAAGCUGGUUGUCCGCCAAACCCCACACGUGGAACUGGGGUCCUGUUGUCAUUGACUCGAUUUAGACUCCAGCAUUUAG